This is a messenger RNA of Diospyros lotus (date-plum), 791 nucleotides long. RefSeq lists its product as uncharacterized. NCBI's taxonomy places the organism in Eukaryota, Viridiplantae, Streptophyta, Magnoliopsida, Ericales, Ebenaceae. The coding region runs from base 110 to 505 and encodes 131 amino acids. The transcript has a single exon. Gene Ontology annotation, cellular component: endoplasmic reticulum; endoplasmic reticulum membrane. The record is from RefSeq and is a predicted model, not a curated record. Gene Ontology annotation, biological process: intracellular protein transport; endoplasmic reticulum to Golgi vesicle-mediated transport.
AAGAAAUCUGCCUUCUUUUUUGUGUUCAAACCAACCCACGUCUAAGAAUAGACGCAGAAACAGAAAGCAUUUCGGAACAAUCCAGAUCUAGGGUUAGGGUUUCGCAGAAAUGGCGUUGGAGUGGGUGGUACUGGGCUACGCCGCCGCCGCAGAGGCGAUCAUGGUCGUCCUCCUCACCCUGCCGGGGCUCGACGGCCUCCGGAAGGGCCUGAUCGCGGUGACACGAAACCUCCUCAAGCCCUUCCUCUCGGUGGUGCCGUUCUGUCUCUUCCUGCUCAUGGACAUCUACUGGAAGUACGAGACCCGGCCGACCUGCGAAUCGCCGGAUUCCUGCACCCCCACAGAGCACCUCCGCCACCAGAAGUCCAUCAUGAAAUCGCAGCGCAACGCGCUCCUCAUCGCCGCCGCCCUCGUCUUCUACUGGCUCCUCUACACCGUCACGCACUUGCUUGUUCGCGUCGAGCAGCUGAAUCUGCGCCUCCAGAGGAUGAAGAGCCAGGAAUAGGUCGAUUCCAGAGAUCAUUAAUCGUAGGUGAAUUCACACGCUGCACUUGAUCCUUUCUGUUUUGUUUCCUGUUUUCCGUAUGCGAGACUUCAAAUUAGCUAAUGUGUAGCCUUCCUUUCGUUUCUGGUUGCAUGUUCUGGAUAUUUUUGGCCAAUCUAUUUUUAGAAUCUGAGUUUCUUCAUCUGUUGAAGAGUCAGAAUUGAUUGAUCAGAGAGAUCCCAAUUUGCACUGUAGAUUUUCUUUUUGAAUCUUUAUAAAUGGUUGAAGUGGAGAAAUUCUUUUUUUA